This is a messenger RNA of Panicum virgatum (switchgrass), 1270 nucleotides long. Its product is annotated as phosphatidylinositol transfer protein 3-like. The coding region runs from base 258 to 1010 and encodes 250 amino acids. The record is from RefSeq and is a predicted model, not a curated record. NCBI's taxonomy places the organism in Eukaryota, Viridiplantae, Streptophyta, Magnoliopsida, Poales, Poaceae. The transcript is spliced from 6 exons.
AACCAACUAACUAACUAGUAGGGAUCCCUCGCAGUUGUGCCGCCUGCUCGCUGAGCCAGCAGGCGAUCCCUCGCUCCUCUGCACCACCAGAGUCAAGUCAAACAGGCAGGCUCCCCAUCGUCUUCACUACCUGAGCGCCGGCCCAGUUUCUUGGUAAUAUAUUGGUAACCUCCUGCUAGUGCUCCUCCUCCUCCUCCUCACCUCGAUCGUCACCGCUGCUGGAACGAGGAGGAGGCGGCGGCGGCGGCGGAGGGGUGAUGAUGGCGAGCGGCGCUGGAGGCGGAGCGGCAGGGGAAGGCGAGUGGCUCAUGGUCGCCCAGCUCAGGGCCACGGUCCAGGCGCAGGACCCCCGCGCCAAGGAGGUGGACAACCUGACGCUGCGGAGGUUCCUGCGCGCGCGCGACCACAACGUCGACAAGGCCGCCGCCAUGUUCCUCAAGUUCCUCCAGUGGCGGAGGGAGGCGGUGCCCGAGGGCUUCGUGCCGGAGGAGAAGGUCCGGAGGGAGCUCCCGCAGGACAAGGUCUGCAUGGGCGGCGUCGACAGGACCGGACGCCCCAUCCUCGUUGCCUUCCCGGCCAGGCACUUCUCCGCCAACCGCGACCUGACAGAGUUCAAGAGUUAUGUUGUCUACUUCUUCGACACGAUCUGUGCCAGCAUUCCCAGAGGCCAGGAGAAAUUCCUCCUCCUCGUUGAUUUCAAGAGCUGGGGGUAUUCGAACUGCGACAUCCGGGCCUACUUGGCAGCUAUAGAGAUCAUGCAGAACUACUACCCGGAGCGGCUCGGCAAGGCGCUGAUGAUCAAUGUGCCCUACCUCUUCAUGAAGGCGUGGAAGAUGCUCUACCCGUUCAUCGACAACAACACCAGGGCCAAGUUCGUUUUCGUGAACAACAAGAGCCUGCACGAGACACUGCGCCGGGAGAUCGACGAGACCCAGCUCCCAGAGUUCCUUGGAGGGAAGACGCCCCUGAUCUCCCUCAAGGACUGUGCCCGGCAGCCUCAAUCCGUUUGACCCUACACACUGUCAUGCUUUUAGAGGGUACGAGAGCACAUGAUUAUCCAUGGUGUUGUAACAGGGAUUGUAUCUAGAUAAGGUCCCGAAAUAAUGGUGUAACUGUAAGAUGCAGCAGUGUCUGCUUGCAUGGGGCGGGGUCUAUUCACUAGUUCGACUGAAAUCAAUUAACCGAGCUCUGGCUGUAUGCAUAUGAAAACUAUGAACAGGAAGGCACCUUCCAAGCCACGACAUUCCCUUGCUGCUUCUGUCCUUUUAAA